AUGUAUUUGUGUCGGACGAGAAGUGCUGUGAUCUUCGUCUACUUUUGCAUCACUCUGGUAUGGCAGGGUGUAGACACCGAUGACACCAUCAAUUUAUCAGAAAUCGUCGCGGGAAAAAUUACUUUUCGUCAGAUGGAGGGAAAUGAAACUUACUUACGCAGCACCGGGGAACUAGCGGCAGAUAUACCGACUGAGGCCUCUUUCGAGCUUCUAGAUCCCCGGCACAUGUUUCGUUAUGUGAAGUUCACAUAUACCUGGGACCUGGGCAACGGAGAAGUUAAAGUGGGGAAGGAGCCCUAUGUUCGUUACAAUUACAGCGCUUCAGGAAAUUAUACGGUGACACUGACGGUGGGCGCCAACUGGGCCAGACACACGAAGCUGACAGGAAUCUACUCCUCAGAUUUAAAAGUGUUAGAUGCCAUCAGGAGUAUUGAACUGAUGGGGCCUUCAGAUUUCAAGGUGUCCCAAAGUAUCAGCCUGUCUGUGUUUGUUGGUGGAAGUCCUCCAAUGUGGGUAUGUUGGGAGAUGGUGCAGAACUGUCUGUCAGUCUCCUCUGCCCCAUGCCACUGGGUGAAGCUCUAUGGGAACAUAUUCAACCUGAAUUACACCUUCACAGCCACGGGAAAGUACUGUCUGAACCUCACCGUCCGGAAUGACAUCAGCAUUCUGCAGACCUCCUAUGACAUCAAAGUGUGGAGAGAUCCGACAAGCAACCUGCUCUUCAUCUUUACCUGUGGCACACUCAUCCUGUCCACCUUCUCCCUCAUCAUUGUCACAGUCUGUCGUUCAAAUCGCUCAGCUGCCAGAGGCAAGGUGGAGGUGGCAGACUUCAGUUUCUCCCCUGACUCCCCGAACUUUGAAAUGAAGUCUAAGCAUGUGGGUAGUGUCUCAAGCGUAUGUCCCAGCUCGUCUUCGAAGAAGAAGGGUGAAUUUCGUCCUUUGCUCACUUACUCUGGGAUGGGCUCCUCAACUUGCAUCGCACAGGUGUAG
This is a messenger RNA of Megalops cyprinoides (Indo-Pacific tarpon), 990 nucleotides long. It is a transcript of the gene tmem130, whose product is annotated as transmembrane protein 130. NCBI's taxonomy places the organism in Eukaryota, Metazoa, Chordata, Actinopteri, Elopiformes, Megalopidae. The record is from RefSeq and is a predicted model, not a curated record. Bases 1 to 990 code for a protein of 329 amino acids. The transcript has 8 exons.